Molecule: messenger RNA, 5287 nt
Organism: Pan troglodytes (chimpanzee)
Lineage: Eukaryota; Metazoa; Chordata; Mammalia; Primates; Hominidae
Gene: ARAP3
Product: ArfGAP with RhoGAP domain, ankyrin repeat and PH domain 3
Exons: 32
Coding region: 99-4739 (1546 amino acids)
Biological process (GO): signal transduction; positive regulation of GTPase activity
Cellular component (GO): cytoplasm
Molecular function (GO): protein binding; phosphatidylinositol-3,4,5-trisphosphate binding; GTPase activator activity
Source: RefSeq, a predicted model, not a curated record
UCACUGUCCAGGCCUCAGACUCUGGGGCAGGGAGGGGGAUUCUCAGCCUGAGCCCUCCCUUCACCCUGCCCCUCCCCCCAGCAAUGGCCUGAGCCCCCAUGGCUGCCCCUCAGGACCUGGACAUCGCUGUGUGGCUGGCCACGGUGCACCUGGAGCAGUAUGCAGACACGUUCCGACGGCAUGGCCUGGCUACAGCAGGUGCAGCCCGGGGCCUGGGCCACGAGGAGCUGAAGCAGUUGGGCAUCAGCGCCACAGGGCACCGGAAACGCAUUCUACGCCUGCUGCAGACAGGCACCGAAGAGGGCUCCCUGGAUCCCAAAUCAGAUAGUGCCAUGGAACCAUCCCCCAGCCCAGCCCCGCAAGCCCAGCCCCCUAAGCCCGUGCCGAAGCCCAGGACCGUGUUUGGUGGACUCAGUGGCCCUGCCACCACUCAGAGACCUGGGCUGAGCCCAGCCCUCGGGGGACCAGGAGUGUCCAGGAGCCCAGAGCCCAGCCCAAGGCCCCCUCCUCUCCCCACUUCCUCCUCUGAGCAGUCUUCAGCCCUAAAUACUGUGGAGAUGAUGCCUAAUUCCAUCUACUUUGGCCUGGACUCAAGAGGCAGGGCACAGGCAGCUCAGGACAAGGCCCCAGACAGCUCCCAAAUCUCUGCCCCCACCCCUGCCCUCAGGCCCACAACAGGCACAGUGCACAUCAUGGAUCCUGGUUGCCUGUACUAUGGUGUCCAACCUGUGGGGACUCCAGGAGCCCCCGACAGAAGAGAGAGCAGAGGUGUUUGUCAGGACAGGGCUGAACACAGGCUCAGCAGACAGGAUCUGGAGGCACGGGAGGAUGCUGGCUAUGCCAGCCUUGAGCUACCUGGAGACUCCACCCUCUUAUCGCCCACCCUGGAAACAGAGGAGACCAGUGAUGACCUCAUUUCACCCUAUGCCAGCUUCUCCUUCACGGCAGACCGCCUCACGCCCCUGCUCAGUGGCUGGCUAGACAAGCUCUCCCCUCAGGGAAACUAUGUCUUCCAGAGACGCUUUGUGCAGUUCAAUGGGAGGAGUCUGAUGUACUUUGGCAGUGACAAGGACCCCUUCCCUAAGGGUGUGAUACCUUUGACUGCCAUUGAGAUGACCCGCAGCAGCAAGGACAACAAGUUCCAGGUCAUCACCGGCCAGAGGGUGUUCGUGUUCCGCACAGAGAGCGAGGCUCAGCGGGACAUGUGGUGCUCCACGCUGCAGUCCUGUCUGAAGGAGCAGCGCCUCCUGGGCCACCCCCGGCCCCCCCAACCACCCCGACCCCUCCGCACGGGCAUGCUGGAGCUGCGUGGACACAAGGCCAAGGUGUUUGCUGCCUUGAGCCCUGGAGAGCUGGCACUGUACAAGAGUGAGCAGGCCUUCUCUCUGGGCAUCGGGAUCUGCUUCAUUGAACUGCAGGGCUGCAGCGUCCGGGAGACCAAGAGUCGAAGCUUUGACCUGCUCACACCCCAUCGCUGCUUCAGCUUCACAGCCGAGUCUGGGGGUGCUCGGCAGAGCUGGGCGGCCGCUCUGCAGGAAGCAGUAACCGAGACCCUGUCUGACUACGAGGUGGCUGAGAAGAUCUGGUCUAAUCGGGCCAACCGGCACUGUGCGGACUGUGGGUCCUCCCGCCCAGAUUGGGCUGCUGUCAAUUUGGGGGUGGUCAUCUGCAAGCAGUGUGCAGGUCAGCACCGGGCCCUGGGUUCCGGGAUCUCCAAGGUGCAGAGCCUGAAGCUGGACACGAGUGUCUGGAGUAAUGAGAUAGUACAGUUGUUCAUUGUCCUGGGAAAUGAUCGUGCCAACCGCUUCUGGGCAGGGACCCUACCCCCAGGUGAGGGACUACAUCCAGAUGCGACCCCUGGCCCCCGGGGAGAGUUCAUCUCCCGAAAGUACCGUCUGGGUCUCUUCCGGAAGCCCCACCCUCAGUACCCAGAUCAUAGCCAGCUUCUCCAGGCACUGUGUGCAGCUGUGGCAGGACCCAACCUGCUGAAGAACAUGACCCAGCUCCUCUGUGUUGAGGCCUUUGAAGGCGAGGAGCCCUGGUUCCCCCCAGCCCUUGAUGGCAGCUGCCCUGGCCUCUUGCCCUCAGACCCCUCCCCUGGUGUGUACAAUGAGGUGGUGGUGCCUGCUACUUACAGCGGCUUCCUGUACUGCAGUCCCGUCAGUAACAAAGCUGGACCCUCACCCCCUCGCAGGGGCCGGGAUGCUCCCCCGCGCCUUUGGUGUGUGCUGGGAGCAGCUCUGGAAAUGUUUGCAUCGGAAAACAGCCCUGAACCCCUCAGCCUCAUACAGCCCCAGGAUAUUGUAUGUCUGGGUGUGAGCCCCCCACCCACUGACCCAGGUGACCUUGACAGGUUCCCCUUUUCCUUUGAGCUCAUCCUCACUGGGGGGAGGAUCCAGCAUUUUGGCACAGAUGGAGCUGACAGUCUGGAGGCCUGGACUAGUGCUGUGGGCAAGUGGUUCUCCCCGCUGAGCUGCCACCAGCUGCUGGGUCCCGGGCUGCUGCGGCUGGGCCGCCUAUGGCUGCGGUCCCCCUCCCAUACAGCCCCGGCCCCUGGUCUCUGGCUGUCAGGGUUUGGCCUCCUUCGUGGUGACCACCUCUUCCUGUGCUCAGCGCCGGGCCCUGGCCCCCCAGCCCCUGAGGACAUGGUGCAUCUGCGGCGGCUACAGGAGAUCAGUGUGGUUUCUGCAGCUGACACCCCAGAUAAGAAAGAGCAUUUGGUCCUGGUGGAGACAGGAAGGACCCUGUAUCUGCAAGGAGAGGGCCGGCUGGACUUCACGGCAUGGAACGCAGCCAUUGGGGGCGCGGCUGGUGGGGGCGGCACAGGGCUGCAGGAGCAGCAGAUGAGCCGGGGUGACAUCCCCAUCAUCGUGGAUGCCUGCAUCAGUUUUGUUACCCAGCAUGGGCUCCGGCUGGAAGGUGUAUACCGGAAAGGGGGCGCUCGUGCCCGCAGCCUGAGACUCCUGGCUGAGUUCCGUCGGGAUGCCCGGUCGGUGAAGCUCCGACCAGGGGAGCACUUUGUGGAGGAUGUCACUGACACACUGAAACGCUUCUUUCGUGAGCUCGAUGACCCUGUGACCUCUGCACGGUUGCUGCCUCGCUGGAGGGAGGCUGCUGAGCUGCCCCAGAAGAAUCAGCGCCUGGAGAAAUAUAAAGAUGUGAUUGGCUGCCUGCCGCGGGUCAACCGCCGCACACUGGCCACCCUCAUUGGGCAUCUCUAUCGGGUGCAGAAAUGUGCGGCUCUAAACCAGAUGUGCACGCGGAACUUGGCUCUGCUGUUUGCACCCAGCGUGUUCCAGACGGAUGGGCGAGGGGAGCACGAGGUGCGAGUGCUGCAAGAGCUCAUUGAUGGCUACAUCUCUGUCUUUGAUAUCGAUUCUGACCAGGUAGCUCAGAUUGACUUGGAGGUCAGUCUUAUCACCACCUGGAAGGAUGUGCAGCUGUCUCAGGCUGGAGACCUCAUCAUGGAAGUUUAUAUAGAGCAGCAGCUCCCAGACAACUGUGUCACCCUGAAGGUGUCCCCAACCCUGACUGCUGAGGAGCUGACUAACCAGGUACUGGAGAUGCGGGGGACAGCAGCUGGGAUGGACUUGUGGGUGACUUUUGAGAUUCGCGAGCAUGGGGAGCUGGAGCGGCCACUGCAUCCCAAGGAAAAAGUCUUAGAGCAGGCCUUACAAUGGUGCCAGCUCCCAGAGCCCUGCUCAGCCUCCCUGCUCUUGAAAAAAGUCCCCCUGGCCCAAGCUGGCUGCCUCUUCACAGGUAUCCGACGUGAGAGCCCACGGGUGGGGCUGUUGCGGUGUCGUGAGGAGCCACCCCGCUUGCUGGGAAGCCGCUUCCAGGAGAGGUUCUUUCUGCUGCGUGGCCGCUGCCUGCUGCUGCUCAAGGAGAAGAAAAGCUCUAAACCAGAACGGGAGUGGCCUUUGGAAGGUGCCAAGGUCUACCUGGGAAUCCGCAAGAAGUUAAAGCCCCCAACACCGUGGGGCUUCACAUUGAUACUAGAGAAGAUGCACCUCUACUUGUCCUGCACUGACGAGGAUGAAAUGUGGGAUUGGACCACCAGCAUCCUUAAAGCCCAGCACGAUGACCAGCAGCCGGUGGUCUUACGACGCCAUUCCUCCUCUGACCUUGCCCGUCAGAAGUUUGGCACUAUGCCUUUGCUGCCUAUCCGUGGGGAUGACAGUGGAGCCACCCUCCUCUCUGCCAAUCAGACCCUGCGGCGACUACACAACCGGAGGACCCUGUCCAUGUUCUUUCCAAUGAAGUCAUCCCAGGGGUCUGUGGAGGAGCAAGAGGAGCUGGAGGAGCCUGUGUACGAGGAGCCAGUGUAUGAGGAAGUAGGGGCCUUCCCUGAGUUGAUCCAGGACACUUCUACCUCCUUCUCCACCACACGGGAGUGGACAGUGAAGCCAGAGAACCCCCUCACCAGCCAGAAGUCCUUGGAUCAACCCUUUCUCUCCAAGUCAAGCACCCUUGGCCAGGAGGAGAGGCCACCUGAGCCCCCUCCAGGCCCCCCUUCAAAGAGCGGUCCCCAGGCACGGGGGUCCCUAGAGGAACAGCUGCUCCAGGAGCUCAGCAGCCUCAUCCUGAGGAAAGGAGAGACCACUGCAGGCCUGGGAAGUCCUUCCCAGCCAUCCAGCCCCCAAUCCCCCAGCCCCACUGGCCUUCCAACACAGACACCUGGCUUCCCCACCCAACCCCCAUGCACUUCCAGUCCACCCUCCAGCCAGCCCCUCACAUGACCCUAGGACCAGCAGUCUGAGAGGGUAGGUACCAGAAGACCCAGAAGCUCUUAUCGUGGCACUGUUGCAGCUUCCUCUGCCCUGGCUGGAAAGACUCCAGAAUCCAGUGUGGUGCUGUGGAAGGAGCACUGGACUAAAGGCUUCAGUGGCUGCGUGUUCCAGGACAGGUCAUGGCCCCUCUCUGGGCCCAGCCCAUUUAUCUAUACCAUGAGGUAACUGAAGUAAGGAGAGCAGUGAAUGUCAAACUGUGUUUCUUAGAGCCAUAAGCCCCACAUAUUAUCCCUGAACAAGGGCAGCUCCUGCUUUAUAUAUUUGAUAUGUAGGGGUUCCAUGAGAGAUUUUGGGUUUUAAAGGAAUGGUUUUACUGCAUUAAAGAAAAAAAAUGCUUCGGAAACCAGAGGCCUGGGUGAUGUUAAAGUCUAUCCUGUCCCACUUCCUACAUUCUGGGACUACCGUGAAGCCUGGAGUAGGGACAGCGAGUUUGGGAGCUGGGCCUCGGGGAGUCAAAAAUAGAUGAGUAAUUGUCAAUAAACCUGGGAACCAAAAGA